CACCACCAUCAGAAAAUUUCUUGAACACGACGAUAGAGCAACAUCUACGCACCAUACUCAUGACUAAAGUGUUCAAGGGAAGAAGGGGGGUAGCGUUCGGUUUCAACCCAUACAUAUGCGUAGAACGGUGACUAAUUGCCUCAAAAACUGUCCAGGACGUUCUCGGAAUCUCUUGACUGAAAUACUCGCUGGUGCUGGGGGCCAUUCGUCGCCUGAAGCAAUUCUGAGAACUCAUGCCACCCUACCUUACGUACCCACAACGACGCGGCUCGUGAACAACGGGGACGACGGGAUUCGAGAAGAUACCAACGUGGAAUAAAAGAUUUGUCUUGGUCAGACCCGAAAGAUGAGCGCAAGGAGAGAGAACCCCGGAAGACUUCUCAAUGGCGCAAUCGUCAGCGAUGAGGGCGGUUAAUGUUUCUAGGAUCAUGACUUCAUACAUAGAAAUCGAGCCAGCUAGACAAUCCAGCAACGUGGGUGCACAUGGAAGGCGAUGGGCAAGGUCGCGAUGCUGAGUUGACAAUCACCACAUAGGAUCUCAACGCAUUACAACCCAAGGAAAUGUCUUUUCUCUUCCUCAACGAUCUCAACACUGCUUGGAAGAUGUUCGCCAGUCGACCCAAAAGGCUCCAGCCGACUUGACCUUCCUCUAUCCCACCAUACGACCAUCGCCUCAUCGCUCGUGCGGGUAUAAUCCACGGAAGCUGCUUUCGUCGUCUAUGCCAUCCCAUCUUGUUUCUGGAAUUAAUCAAGCAUCCUGUCCAAAGAAAGCAACGGCAACUUCUCAAAGUCGUUACGUGACAACCCUCGAUAAUCUCUGUCUUUCUUCAGACCCACUUUCACCGCUAUCCAUCACAUCCUCUUUUUAUGGUGCCGU
Molecule: messenger RNA, 877 nt
Organism: Laccaria bicolor S238N-H82
Lineage: Eukaryota; Fungi; Basidiomycota; Agaricomycetes; Agaricales; Hydnangiaceae
Exons: 4
Coding region: 116-319 (67 amino acids)
Source: RefSeq, a predicted model, not a curated record